Messenger RNA from Fulvia fulva, 3474 nucleotides. Its product is annotated as Actin cytoskeleton-regulatory complex protein sla1. Lineage: Eukaryota; Fungi; Ascomycota; Dothideomycetes; Mycosphaerellales; Mycosphaerellaceae. The transcript has 2 exons. The coding region runs from base 1 to 3474 and encodes 1157 amino acids. Gene Ontology annotation, biological process: actin cortical patch assembly; regulation of actin filament polymerization. Gene Ontology annotation, molecular function: ubiquitin binding; identical protein binding; protein-macromolecule adaptor activity. Gene Ontology annotation, cellular component: nucleus. The record is from RefSeq and is a predicted model, not a curated record.
AUGCCUUUCGAGUCAGUCGUGCGUGCCGUCUACGACUACCAGCCGCAAAGUGAGGAAGAGCUCGAGAUCCACGAAGGAGACCUGCUGUUCGUGUUGGAGAAGAGCGCCGACGACGACUGGUGGAAGUGCAAGAAGAAGGCGUCCGACGAUGACGACGAGGAGCCGGAAGGUCUUGUGCCCAACAACUACGUCGAGGACGUAAAGGCCGUGUAUCAAGCCAAGGCGCUGUACGACUACACGAAGCAGACCGACGAGGAACUGAGCUUCAAGGAGGAGGCACGCCUGGAUGUCUACGACACCACCGACCCGGACUGGACACUGGUGGGCAGCGAUGGCGAGUUUGGCUUUGCGCCCGCCAUCUAUAUCGAGCGUGUAGAGGCGACAUCUGCGGUGCCGCCAGCUCGCAGUCUAGCACCAGCACCUCCGCCGAUGCCCGCUCGGCCGCCAGCUGCGAACGAACCCAUACCUGGCGAGGCUGACUAUCCCGAUCCUGGAGCUGCACCCACACCUUCUCCUGACCCUUCCGCCCACAACCCGGCUGCUCAGCUCGCAGGAAUCAUCGCGCAAAGGACGGGCGGCACCCAGCUUUCACCGACGAUAGACCGCGGACUGGCGUCGCCUCCACUUCCCAACAGGCCGCAGUAUACGCCUGAAGACAGCGACGAAGAAGCAGCUCCAUCGCUUCCGCAACGACCGCCCUUGCAGACCAUUCCCGUCUCCCCUCCGCCGCCGCCGGUGCAAUAUUCUUCUCCCCGGGAAGCGCGAUCGCCAAGUAUACCAUCGCCACCCCGUAAUAGAGUCGCGACUUCGUACGACGACGAACAUGGCGACGACGAGCUACGAUCACCUGGCGGCUUCCACCUUUACAAUGUGCACGAGAUGAUACAGCACAUGGGCAAGAACAAGAAGAUGCCGACGACCUUGGGAAUCAACAUCGGCAAGGGCAUCAUCAUGAUCAGCCCAGAAAAGAGCAGAGAUGGUCCGAGCAAAGAGUGGACAGCAGACAAGCUCACACAUUACAGUAUUGAAGGUAAGCACGUCUUUGUGGAACUCGUGCGACCCAGCAAGAGCAUCGACUUUCAUGCCGGCGCGAAGGAUACUGCACAAGAAAUUGUGUCUGCACUAGGUGAGCUGGCUGGUGCGGUCCGACAGGAAGGGCUGAAAGAAGUGUUGGCGGCAGGAGCAGCGGCAGGAGCAGCUGGCAAGAAGAAGGGUCAGAUGCUUUAUGAGUUCAUGGCUCAGAGCGAAGAUGAGGUGACGGUGGGCGUUGGAGAUGAAGUUAUUAUAUUGGAUGACACCAGAAGCGAGGAAUGGUGGAUGGUUCGCCGUAUGAAGAAUGGUAAAGAGGGAGUUGUUCCCUCUUCAUAUGUUGAAGUCACUGGUCGAAUCCCCGAUGCGCUGGACAGCAUCACAGGACUUGACACAGCACGAAGCACCGUUGAGCAGAAUAGGCUGGAGGAACAGCGGCUAGCGAAGGAGGCUGCUAAAAGAGACAAGCGUCGCGACGGGGACGUGGUACCUCCGGAACGCCACAGCAGUCUUGCAGGGGACACACGACGAACGUCCAUGCGUAGCUCGAAGUCCAAAGACCAGUCUAAGAGUAAGCCGAACUUAUUGAAAGUGCGGACAUGGACAGACCGGACUGGAAGCUUCAAGGUGGAAGCUGAGUUCAUUGGCCUGCGUGACGGCAAGAUUCACCUCCACAAGAUGAACGGCGUUAAGAUUGCUGUGCCUGUAUCGAAGAUGGCAGUGGAGGACCUCGAAUAUGUGGAGACAGCUACUGGCGCAAGCUUGGAUGAGGAUAAACCGCUUUCGGACAUCAAACGAAGGAAUACUCAGCGAUCCAAGGCCACUGGUCAAAAUGGCACAGCUGGAGCAUCAGUGCAAAAGAAGGAUGAUUAUGAUUGGUUCGACUUCUUUUUACAAUGCGGUGUGAACCCACAGAUCUGCGAGCGUUAUGCAGGCGCCUUCUCCAGAGACCAGAUGACUCCUGAGGUGUUGCCCGAUGUUACCGAACAACUUCUCCGCACGCUUGGCCUUAAGGAGGGCGACAUAUUGAGGGUGACGAAGUACCUCGACAACAAAUACGAUCGAAAGAAUGGCGCAGGAUCAAGUGCAGACGGCGCCAGCGGAGCCGAGGGUGGGCUGUUUUCUGGACCUGGUGGAGCGCUACGGAACAACACACGAAAAGGCAGGCCUGCUCCUGUAGUACAGACCAACGAUGUCGUCGACGAAAGCGCGUUCAAGCCAAAGGAUGGCAGUCCAACGUCCAGAGGUGUCCCGGGCGAUGCCAAAGCUACUCCUCUUACUUCCGCGCCUGCGAGAAAAGCGACGAGUGGUUUCGACGACGAUGCAUGGGAUGUUAAGCCCGCAAGAAGUCAACCACCCACAUCUGAUACCGCUGUAGCGCCAUCGCCUGCCCUCGUCGAUCCACCCAAAGCCCCUGGACCAAAGAUCAACGAAGAUCUGGUUUCACUGUCUAUCUCAUCGCCAGCGCUUGAACCAACCCCAGCCACGCCAACAGCCCCAGCUCAAGUAUUGGUAGCCCAGCCGACUGCACCGCAACAACCACAGGCGCCACCUGUUGCCAAUCAGGCCAUAUUUGAUAAGAUUGCCUCACUAGCGCCUGCAGCUCGCCGGCAGCAGCCUAUGCAGACAGGAUACCAGCAGCCAAUGCAAGCUCAACAGACAGCUCUGCCAAGGCAACGGCCGACCGCUCCUCAACAGCAGAGCCCUAAAGGUCCUCUGAAUAUGCCUCCUCCUCCACGAGCAGCUUCUGCGCCAGGCUUCCCACCCCAACAAUCACAAUUUGGGGCCGCUCCGUUACAACCGCAGUUGACCGGGUAUCCUCCCCAGCAAUUCCAGCAGCUACAGCCCCAACAGACGUCUUUCCAGGGUGCUCAAGGUUAUGGUCAACCUUACCAGCAACCAAAUGGCAUGCAACCUCAGAUGAACUCUAUACAAACGAUGCAGCAGAACUAUCCAAGUUUACAGCCACAGCCAACUGGCUUCCAACCUCAAUCGCAGUUCGGGCAACAAGCACAGCAACUUGGCAUGGCACCGACAGGCUAUCAACAGCAGCUCGUCAACGGAGCGCAGACGGGGUCACCAUUCGCCGACCCACCAAGGCAGCAAUUCCAGCCGAUGCCUUCUGGACUGUCGAGUUCUUUCUCACCACAACAAACUGGUUUCCAGACAGCUUUCAGUGUCUCACAACCUACCGGCAUGAACGGAUUUGGGGCUCAGCCUACUCAGCCAGUGCCUCAAUUACCUCCGCAACAGACUGGCGGUGUGUUUGGUCCCUCGCAGCCUCUGGGAUCACAAGCUCCACCUAUGCCCCUUGUCCCUCAGAAAACUGGUCCACCGCCGCCUGUACGAUUCGGCGUUCAGCCUGGAGUGAAGCCUUUAGCGCCACAGCCGACUGGGAGGGCCAAUUUGGCCAAAGCAACACCCCAAAAUCCCUUUGGAUUUUAA